AUGAAGCUAUUCGCAAGACUACUUGCAUUUGCCUCGCUGGCUCUCGCUGCCGGACGCACUUCUGCUCCCUCUGGCGCUCUCAUAGUUGGAAGUGGCCAUUACGCCACAAUCCAAGCUGCCGUCAACGCUCUCACAACCACUACCAGCCAGCAAAGCAUUUUUAUCAUGCCCGGAACAUACAAGGAGCAGGUUACUAUCAAGAAGCUAUCGGGCCCGCUGACAAUUUACGGAUACACAACUGAUGUCAGCUCUUACUCUGCCAACCAGGUUACCGUAACGGCGGCCAAUAGUCAGAUGAACCAACCCAACAACGACGCAACUGCUACGAUACGGGUCGCGACUCCGAACUUCAAGAUGUACAACAUCAACGCUGUGAACUCCUACGGCAAAGGUUCCCAAGCUGUCGCCGUGUCUGCAAGUGCCGCAAACCAAGGCUACUAUGGCUGCUCCUUCAAAGGCUACCAAGACACCCUCCUGGCCGAGGCCGGAGCCCAGCUCUACGCCCACUCCUACAUAGAAGGCGCGACCGACUUCAUCUUCGGCCAACACGCCACCGCCUGGUUCGAAAAAUGCACCAUCGGCGUCGUCUCUGCCACGCUAGGCUACAUCACCGCCUCUGGCCGCAGCUCCGCAGAUAGUGGCUACUACGUAAUCAACAACUCCGUAAUUGGCGCUGCUCCCGGUCAAAGCGUCUCCAGUGGUGCGUACUACCUCGGCAGACCUUGGGGCAAUUACGCCCGUGUUGUGGUGCAGAAGACGAGUUUGAGUAAUGUGAUUAAUGCAGCUGGGUGGCGUAUCUGGAAUACUGGCGAUGAGAGGACGGAGCAUGUUACGUUUGCAGAGUAUGGGAACUCUGGCGCGGGGGCUACGGGGACGAGGGCGAGUUUUGCGUCGAAGUUGAGCACGGCGUUGACGAUUGGGCAGGUUUUGGGAAGUAGUUACGCGAGCCAGACGUACGUUGAUACGUCUUAUCUAUAG
Messenger RNA from Fulvia fulva, 978 nucleotides. Its product is annotated as Pectinesterase. Lineage: Eukaryota; Fungi; Ascomycota; Dothideomycetes; Mycosphaerellales; Mycosphaerellaceae. Bases 1 to 978 code for a protein of 325 amino acids. The transcript is spliced from 2 exons. Gene Ontology annotation, biological process: cell wall modification. Gene Ontology annotation, molecular function: pectinesterase activity. The record is from RefSeq and is a predicted model, not a curated record.